UCCGAAAAACUCUUGACUAUAUAAACAAACAAACGCACCCCAAAGUGAAGGGAAGGAAAACACUCUUCCUUGCACAAAAUCCACACAUACAGGCACACCAAAACGACACACACCACAUCGUCGUUUCAUCCUCCCUCUUCUCCCUCCAUCGCCAGUGUUAGGGGUGGAAGGAAUUAUUGUGAAGAAAUGAGCGUUCAAGCUCAGAGAGACCGGAGGAGUAGGUCCAGAGUUCCGCCGCAAGGUGGUCCACGUCAAGAAUGGGUUCCCAGAGGAUCAUCUACCACUACUGCUGUUCAACCAUCAAAUUUGCAAUCUGAUCAAACUGCUGAUUCUGCUGGUAGUUCCAGUAAUGGUGCUGUUCCUGUUGCUGCUGCCACCGCCCCUGUUUCCACUGCCCCGCCUGCGGCGGUUCGCCAUAAUAGAAGCAAUCACGGGGCUGUGAAUCAGAGGAGGGAAGUGGAGAAAGGGAGGAGUAGUGGGAAUCAGGCUGGGAAGGGGUUGAAGAUGAGGGACUCUAGUUUGCCACAGUUGGUGCAGGAGAUUCAGGAGAAGCUCAUGAAAGGGACUGUGGAAUGCAUGAUUUGUUAUGAAAUGGUACGGAGGUCUGCCCUUGUUUGGUCUUGUUCGAGCUGCUACUCUAUCUUUCACCUCAACUGCAUCAAGAAGUGGGCUCGUGCGCCUACGUCGAUUGAUUUGUCAGCUGAGAAGAAUCAGGGCUUUAAUUGGCGGUGUCCUGGUUGUCAAUCGGUGCAGCUUACUUCGUCAAAGGAGAUUCGGUAUGUUUGCUUUUGUGGGAAAAGGGUGGACCCUCCAUCUGAUUUGUAUUUGACGCCACAUUCAUGUGGAGAACCAUGUGGGAAGCCUCUUGAGAAGGAGGUGUUCUCUAAUGGUGGGAGUAAGGAAGAUCGUUGCCCUCAUGUUUGUGUCUUGCAAUGCCAUCCUGGUCCUUGUCCUCCAUGUAAAGCAUUUGCCCCUCCGCGCUUAUGUCCAUGUGGGAAGAAGACAAUUACCACCCGUUGUUUUGAUAGGCAAUCUGUUCUUACAUGUGGCCAGCGGUGUGAGAAGCUUCUCGAGUGUGGGCGUCACCGAUGUGAACGCAUUUGUCAUGUCGGAGCUUGUGACCCAUGUCAGGUUUUGAUCAAUGCCUCUUGCUUUUGUAGUAAGAAGGUAGAGGUUCUUCCAUGUGGGGACAUGACUAUGAAGGGUGAAUUCACAGCAGAAGCUGGAGUUUUUACCUGUGGUUCCAAUUGUGGAAGGAAACUUAGUUGUGGUAAUCACAUGUGCAAUGAGAUUUGUCAUCCAGGAAGUUGCGGGGAGUGUGAUUUGUUACCAAGGCAUGUUAACACAUGCUGCUGUGGGAAAACAAAAUUGGAUGAGGAACGCAAAAGUUGUUUGGACCCAAUACCUACCUGCUCACAAGUUUGUGCCAAAUCACUUCCUUGUGGCACACAUCAUUGUAAAGAGGUGUGUCAUGUUGGGGAUUGUCCUCCAUGCUUGGUUCUUGUGUCCCAGAAGUGUCGUUGUGGUUCAACAUCCCGCAUCGUGGAAUGCUAUAAGACAACAGCGGAGAAUGAGAAGUUUACUUGUGAAAAGCCUUGUGGAAGAAAAAAGAAUUGUGGAAGACAUCGGUGUAGUGAACGGUGUUGUCUACUUUCUAAUCCCAAUAACAAUUUAAGUAGUGAAUGGGAUCCACACUUCUGUUCGAUGCCAUGUGAAAAGAAGUUAAGAUGUGGCCAGCAUGCUUGUGAAUCACUAUGUCACAGUGGCCAUUGCCCACCUUGUCUUGAAACCAUCUUUACAGAUCUGACAUGUGCUUGUGGUAGGACUUCAAUCCCUCCUCCACUCCCUUGUGGUACGCCACCUCCUUCAUGCCAGCUUCCAUGUUCAGUUCCUCAGCCUUGUGGCCAUAUAGCCUUGCACAGUUGCCACUUUGGAGACUGCCCUCCUUGUUCAGUUCCUGUAGCAAAAGAAUGUAUUGGUGGGCAUGUUGUUCUUAGGAACAUUCCUUGUGGUUCAAAGGACAUUAGAUGCAAUAAGCUAUGUGGGAAGACCAGACAAUGUGGCUUACAUGCAUGUGGGAGAACUUGUCACCCCCCUCCUUGUGAUAAUCUAUCUUGCAGUGUGCAAGGGUUACCAGCGCCUUGUGGGCAAACGUGUGGAGCUCCUAGAAGAGACUGUCGUCAUACAUGUACAGCUCCGUGUCACCCGUCCACUCCAUGCCCAGACGUAAGAUGUGAGUUUCCUGUUACAAUUACCUGUUCUUGUGGCCGUAUAACUGCAAAUGUUCCAUGUGAUGCUGGUGUCAGCAGUAGUAAUUAUAAUGCUGAUGCUGUACAUGAAGCUUCCAUCACUCAAAAAUUGCCUAUCCCACUACAACCAGUUGAUCCAAAUGGCAAAAAAGUUCCCCUUGGACAAAGAAAGCUGAUGUGCGAUGAUGAAUGUGCUAAGUUAGAGCGCAAGAGGGUUCUUGCUGAUGCUUUUGAUAUUACUACUCCAAAUCUUGAUUCUCUCCAUUUUGGCGACAAUUCUGUUGAUUUGAUUUCUGAUUUGUACCGGCGUGAUCCUAAAUGGGUUAUUUCUGUUGAGGAGAGAUGCAAAUUUUUAGUGCUUGGCAAAAGCAGAAGCACAACUCAUGGUUUAAAGGUCCAUGUUUUCUGUCCUAUGCUGAAGGAGAAAAGAGAUGCAGUGAGGGUAAUUGCAGAUAGAUGGAAGCUUGCUGUGAGUGCUGCUGGUUGGGAGCCAAAGCGUUUUAUCGUAAUUCAUGUUACCUCAAAAUCAAAAGCCCCAACCCGUGUGCUAGGGGUUAAGGGUACUCCAACUAUAAGUGCACCCCUUCCUCCUGCAUUUGAUCACAUGGUAGACAUGGACCCUAGGCUUGUUGUUUCAUUCCCUGACUUACCAAGGGAGGCUGAUAUUAGUGCUUUGGUGUUGAGAUUUGGUGGCGAGUGUGAGCUUGUUUGGCUGAAUGACAAAAAUGCCUUGGCUGUUUUUCAUGACCCUGCUCGAGCUGCAACGGCAAUGAGGAGGUUAGAUCAUGGUACAUUUUAUCAGGGAGCUGUUUCGGUUGUGCCCAAUGUUGGGGCAACUACCACAUCUUCAACUACAGGUGCCUGGGGAGCGGGGACAACGAAAGAAGGAGCACUAUCUGUGUUGAAAGGUAAUGCAUGGAAGAAAGCUGUGGUCCAAGAGUCCAGUUGGAGAGAAGAUUCUUGGGGCGAUGAAGAAUGGACUACUGGAUCUGCUAAUGUCCAGCAAUCUGCUUGGAAAAAAGAAGCACCAAUAGCUGCUUCUUUUAACCGUUGGAAUUUAUUAGACCAUGAGUCAGGUCAAAGUUCAUCUUCUACAAAUGUGAAAAAAGCAGAAGCUUCUGGGAAAAACACUGAAAGCAGUGCUGUCUUGAGGUUGGAGUCUCAUGCAGCUGGUUCAAAUGAACAAGGGAAACUUGGUGGGAACUUGGAUGCAACUGAAGCUUCUGAAGUAGUAGAUGAUUGGGAGAAGGCUUAUGAAUGAGAUGAAUAAAAAGUAUGGAUAGGAAGCAAAAAAAAAUUUAUUCUGUAGAAUCUUUUUUUUUUUCUUAAAAAAAAUUAUUCCAAAAGUAGACAUUGAUUACACGGUCUCUCUGCCUUGUGUUUUUUAAUCAAUUUUUGGCAGAGAGGAGCCAUAUUCCAUUUAGGUCAAUUCCCUUUAGUUCAAAGUGAAUGUAACCCCAUACCCAGAUGAGGUAUGAGGAUGUAGACAAUAGACUAUUUCAUUUUGUCAAGGCAACGCUCUUACGGAAGUGCAUUGAGAAUAA
Arachis duranensis is the source of this 3793-nucleotide messenger RNA. RefSeq names its product NF-X1-type zinc finger protein NFXL1. The coding region runs from base 187 to 3510 and encodes 1107 amino acids. Gene Ontology annotation, cellular component: nucleus. Gene Ontology annotation, molecular function: zinc ion binding; DNA-binding transcription factor activity, RNA polymerase II-specific; RNA polymerase II transcription regulatory region sequence-specific DNA binding. The record is from RefSeq and is a predicted model, not a curated record. NCBI's taxonomy places the organism in Eukaryota, Viridiplantae, Streptophyta, Magnoliopsida, Fabales, Fabaceae. Gene Ontology annotation, biological process: regulation of DNA-templated transcription. The transcript has 2 exons.